Molecule: messenger RNA, 2198 nt
Organism: Onychostoma macrolepis
Lineage: Eukaryota; Metazoa; Chordata; Actinopteri; Cypriniformes; Cyprinidae
Product: uromodulin-like
Exons: 9
Coding region: 1-2028 (675 amino acids)
Source: RefSeq, a predicted model, not a curated record
AUGCGUUACUACAUCAGUUACGAAGAGGAGAAUGACUUAAAAGAGUGUCUCUACGGGAACCCAUCCCUACCGAAAUUUUUUGCUAUAAAUCAGUUGUGUAUGAUUCCUCCACCGACUGGCACUUUGUGGUUAUGUGGAACUUCUGUCUACAGCAUCCUACCCAGCCAAUUCAACGGCAGGUGCACCCUGGUUUAUGUUCUACCAGCUAUCAGAGAAAACACACACUCCACCUCAAAUUCUCCACAUCUACAAAAUUCAGCUUCUACCAACAAAGAGGGCUGCAUUCCAGGACUCACUUGUGUACAAACGUGGUGGUCAAGAACUCUUGGAGCAUUAAUCCCAUCGUAUGGCGUCAUGCAGGCUCUCGAUCAAGUCAGAAGCCUGUCGGAUUCUGUACAGAAAUUGGCCAAUGAUACGGUUUUGGCCCUGGGCAAUAUCACGGACACUCUCGCUUCACACAAGAUGAUGAUCUUACAGAACAGAGUGGCCUUGGAUUACAUUCUUGCAACACAAGGGGGAGCCAGUACCAUUAUCGGCCCUGAAUGCUGCACCGGUUUAAUGGAUCCAACCAAGAACUUGAACAAUAUCCAACAAGACAUCCUUGAUCUUUCAGUGCAGGAGGAGCUGCUCAUCACAAUGAGGUUUCUGAUCUCUCUGUGUGUGAUUUAUGACCUCUGUUCAGAACUCAACUGCACAGAGGAUGAAUGGUGUGGAGAGAAAAACGGCGUCUAUGGCUGUUUGUGUACCGAGAACCAGACCAGACCAGAUUAUUUAGAUUUCUCAGAAACCUGUGAAAGCAGCUCUGGAUCCAUGUCUGUGUCUCGCUGUCAGCUCUUUGAGGCUGGUUUUCCAGCAGACGUCUUACACCUCAAUGAUCUCAACUGCAAAGGAACGAUCCGGAAUGGCAGAGUGGAAUUCCAUUUUGAUAACGAUGAACACAUCUGUGGUGCAAAUCAACAGGCCAACGGCACCCACUUCAUCUACAGUAACUUUAUUCUGGGGACACCGAGGUCAGAAGGUCUCAUCAGCAGAGAGAAAAUCCUCAAGCUUUCUUUCAGCUGCGUUUAUCCUCAAACACAAACUUUUUCUAUGAAUGCGGAAAUCAACCCACUGGAGAGCAUUGUGCACGAGACCCUCCCCGCUGGUGAAGGCAGAUAUCAGGUUCGGAUGACUCCAUAUGAGGAUGAUGAGUUUACCCGGCCCUUCACUGGUAGAGUGGAUGCAGAGCUCGACCAGAAGAUGAAUGUGGAAGUUCGUGUUGAGGGGGUUGACAGCCGUCAGUUUGCCCUGGUGAUGGACACGUGUUGGGCUACACCUGUGAAUGGUCUCCGCUGGGAUCUCAUCGUUAGAGGGUGUCCCAAUCCAAAUGAUGGCGUCUCGACAUCCAGCCGUUUCUCCUUCAGGAUGUUCAUCUUCACUGAAAACUCCACUAAGCUUUACCUGCACUGUGCUGUUCACCUUUGCCUUCUGUCGAGCACUCGCUGCUCAACGGUGCAGGAGGAGCCGUUGGACCCAACAAUGAGGUUUCUGAUCUCUCUGUGUGUGUCACUACUGCUGCUGAUUAAUGAAUCUACAGCUUCCAGCUCUGAUCCAUGUUAUGAUUACACCACUCUUGAUGAAUACUGGAGAGACAUACGGCAAAGCCCAUAUGAAUAUUAUGAAAAUGAUGACACCCUUGUUGAAUGGAGUGGCUGGUAUCGUCUGUAUCUGAAUGGAGAAAGUGCCCAGAUGUCUGAGUGGUGUGUGAGUCAUAUGAGAUGUGGUGGUGAAACUGGACUGUAUCUCAACGACUCUCAUCCAACACUUGAGGAUGGAGUGGUGACCCUUGAAGUCAUGGGAAGUAAUUCGUUGUGGAGUUGGGAUUGGUGGUGGUGGGCGCCUUCCUCUCAGUGUGGCGACUACACAUCCACUUCCAUCCAAGUCAAAGCCUGUCCAGGAGAUUAUUACGUCUAUGAAUUCAUCAAACCCAACAUAUCAUCCCCUGUGCCGACAUAUUGUUUUUUUUUUCUCUGUAAAAUUUUGUCAUAAUUUGUUUAAAAGUCAAUAUCAAGAGUAAAUGAUCAAGGUUAAUUAUUGGUUAACAUAUUUUAAUUGAUUGUUUAAUGAAAUGAAUAUGGUUUAAACAGUUAGAAUCAAUGGCGUGCCAUCCAUUAACCAUUAUGUAGGUCUCCCCACACCCUCUCAUAGCACAUAAAACA